Nelumbo nucifera (sacred lotus) is the source of this 2400-nucleotide messenger RNA. Its product is annotated as mannan endo-1,4-beta-mannosidase 7-like. The record is from RefSeq and is a predicted model, not a curated record. Gene Ontology annotation, biological process: polysaccharide catabolic process. NCBI's taxonomy places the organism in Eukaryota, Viridiplantae, Streptophyta, Magnoliopsida, Proteales, Nelumbonaceae. Gene Ontology annotation, molecular function: mannan endo-1,4-beta-mannosidase activity.
GGAGAUGGCCAGAUGGGGAAAGGAAAACGGGGCGGAGGUGUCUUCAACAAUUCAACUGUCGAUCUUCAUCUGCUCUCCCCAUGACUGACUCCUUGAACUUGUUCUCAUUCCUCACGUGGAAGGUUCCUCCAAAAUCUUGACAUGAUUUGAUUCCAUGACAAUGAUGAUGUUAACCACUCUUUAAUUAUUAUUUCUACUUCUUUCUUUAGCAAAAAAACAGUGCCCUCUCUCCACUGUUUACGGUUUGUUAUCAACCACGAACCACCCCGUAAGGAAGCUUAAAUUAAAAAAAAACAGGAUCCAUAUAUGAUGACGACGGGCUUCGGAGAACUGCUCGAUGGGUCCCGGAAUCGUCAAUCACUCAAUCGUCGAUAACCACCUCCCACGUUGCUGUCGGUGGUUAAAUGAGUUACGAGCAGUUGGUGGACGUGGACCCACCCUCUUUUGUGUCCUUGGGUCUUGGGUCUAUAGUCUGUCUAUACGAGAGACACCCAAUAUUUUCCUCGUACAUGAUUAGUUUUAAGUUUUACAUUAAACCGGCGGGUAAAUGAAACGAAAUCUAUUAUGAUUUAUGAUACCCAAAAAGAGCUUUGACUAAAACGGAAAACAACCUAUAGCUGUUUUAUGUUUUAAAGACUACCCUGUUUUGCAUAAAUUCAGCCUCAGAGUCCCAUACGAAGCAACCAUCCAUUUAUGCCCUCCUCCUCUCCUGCAUUUCUUAUUACCGAACUAGCAGGAGGAAGAGAGAUGAAGAACUGGUGUCUGGUUUUGUUUGUUGUGCUGUGCAUUCUACAGCAGAGUUUCCUUAUCCAAGUUGAAGCACAGAGUGGUUUCGUAAGAACCAGUGGACCGCAUUUUGUGCUGAAUGGCAGCCCUUACUAUGCAAAUGGGUUCAAUGCCUACUGGUUGAUGUAUAUGGCAUCAGACCCAUCUCAGAGAAGCAAAGUCUCUUCCGCCUUCCAGGAGGCUUCAACCCAUGGCCUUACAGUCGCAAGAACUUGGGCUUUCAGUGAUGGUGGCUACAAACCUCUGCAAUACUCUCCUGGCUCUUACAAUGAGCAGAUGUUCAGAGGAUUGGAUUUUGUAAUUGCUGAGGCGAGAAGGUAUGGUAUUAAGCUUAUAUUGAGCUUGGCAAAUAACUAUGAAAACUUCGGAGGGAAGAAGCAGUAUGUGGAAUGGGCUAGAAAUCAAGGGCAGUACCUGACAAGUGACGAUGAUUUCUUCAGAAACCCGGUUGUGAAGGGAUACUACAAGAAUCAUAUUAAGACUGUUCUUACAAGACAUAACAGCAUUACUGGAGUUGCCUACAAAGAUGAUCCUACAAUCAUGGCAUGGGAGCUCAUGAAUGAACCAAGAUGCACAUCGGAUCUAUCAGGAAGGACCAUUCAGGCUUGGAUUACAGAGAUGGCAUCUUAUGUUAAAUCCAUAGACAGAAAUCACUUGCUAGAAGCUGGUUUGGAAGGAUUUUAUGGGGAAUCAUCAGCUCAGAGGAAGCAAUUCAACCCAGGUUUUCAAGUUGGAACGGACUUUAUUGCGAAUAAUCAGAUCCCUGGCAUUGACUUUGCUACAGUUCACUCGUAUCCAGAUCAAUGGUUCUCAAGCUCAAAUGAUCAGGCACAGCUUUCUUUCUUGAGCAACUGGCUCGACAUUCACAUCCAAGAUGCACAGAACAUCCUUCGGAAGCCAUUACUCCUUGCUGAGUUUGGAAAAUCAUCAAAAGACCCUGGUUUCAACACCUAUGAGAGGGACAUGCUGUUCAAUACCGUCUACUCGAAGAUUUAUUCAUCAGCUAGAAGUGGAGGGGCAGCGGCUGCUGGACUCUUCUGGCAACUUUUAACAGAAGGAAUGGACUCUUUCCGAGAUGGGUAUGAAAUAGUAUUAAGUGAGAGCCCCUCGACAGCAAAUGUGAUUGCUCAACAAUCUCGCAAACUUUAUCAAAUUCGGAAGAUGUAUGCCAGACUCAGAAAUAUCGAGAAGUGGAAGAGGGCAAGGGCCAUUAGGAGGGCUCAGUGGUUGGCUAGAAACAAGGGGCGGAAUAUAGGAAACUAAAGAAAUGCCAGACCUAACAUGAAAAGUUGGAGACAUCAGGUUCAGAUGUGCAUAGUUAAAUACUUGAAUGUAAUUUCAUGUCGUUGGGGCUUUUGCCAAGGUUUUGGUAAGUGCAUUUCUCCUAGAGAUGGGUGUUAGCUCAUCCAGGAGAUUAAGCAAUUAUAACUUUGUGAGUUUAUAUAUAUCUAAGUAAAUUGUAAACCAAGACUCUCAUAUUGCUUGAUCCUAGUCAGCAGAAAGAAUACAAAAAAAGAAAGCUUCAGCUUACUUUUUUUCAUUCAUGGUGCUUAGCUUUUGAUAGAACGUGUUUCCAUAUCUUGAAAAAUGAAAGCUAGCCAUAUUGUGAGAUCA